Messenger RNA from Notothenia coriiceps (black rockcod), 798 nucleotides. Its product is annotated as V-type proton ATPase subunit B. The transcript is spliced from 6 exons. Gene Ontology annotation, biological process: vacuolar acidification. Gene Ontology annotation, molecular function: ATP binding; proton-transporting ATPase activity, rotational mechanism. The record is from RefSeq and is a predicted model, not a curated record. NCBI's taxonomy places the organism in Eukaryota, Metazoa, Chordata, Actinopteri, Perciformes, Nototheniidae. Bases 34 to 783 code for a protein of 249 amino acids.
CGUUAACUUGUAUCAUUUGUGUGUCAGGUCAACAUGGAAACUGCUCGCUUCUUCAAGUCUGAUUUUGAGGAGAAUGGCUCCAUGGACAACGUCUGCCUUUUCCUCAACCUGGCCAAUGACCCCACCAUCGAGCGUAUCAUCACCCCUCGUCUGGCGCUCACCUCAGCAGAGUACCUGGCCUAUCAGUGUGAGAAGCACGUGCUGGUCAUCCUCACCGACAUGAGCUCCUACGCUGAGGCUCUCAGAGAGGUUUCUGCUGCCCGAGAGGAAGUGCCCGGCCGUAGAGGUUUCCCCGGCUACAUGUACACUGAUCUGGCUACCAUCUACGAGCGUGCUGGCCGGGUGGAGGGCAGAAACGGCUCCAUCACACAGAUCCCUAUUCUGACCAUGCCCAAUGACGAUAUCACCCAUCCUAUCCCUGAUCUGACUGGAUACAUCACAGAGGGGCAGGUGUACGUUGAUAGGCAGCUGCACAACAGACAGAUCUACCCACCCAUUAAUGUGUUGCCCUCACUGUCCCGUCUGAUGAAGUCAGCCAUCGGGGAGGGGAUGACCAGGAAGGACCACGCUGACGUUUCAAACCAGCUGUAUGCCUGUUAUGCCAUUGGUAAGGACGUCCAGGCCAUGAAGGCUGUGGUGGGAGAAGAAGCCCUCACCUCGGAUGAUCUGCUCUACCUGGAGUUCCUGCAGAAGUUUGAGAAGAACUUCAUUGCUCAGGGUAGGAACAAGCUUAGGGAACCACUCGCAUCUUUUCAACCUAAUUUUGACCGUGACACUUUGUGAUAUUCCAUUUGUGAG